AUGGAUUGGCUACCUGAGCGUCCACCUAACAUCAUAAAGAGACAACGGGAGACAUCUGGGAAGUCCAAGAAGGCAAAGAAGGCAAAAUUGGGAGAAACUUCUUGGUCAAGACCUCCAGUCCCUCUGACUGAUUCUCCAAGUAAGUCUCUGCCUCCUUCUCGCUCUAUAAACUUAAAGAAAAUUGCUUUUUCUCUUCCCCAAACCACUCCUAUCUACACCCAAUCUGAAACCCCACCCUCUACCACUAAACCCUCUAAUCCACCAUCUCAAAAAUUCAAUCUCUCCACCACUACCUUACCCGUUUCUAUAGCAGAAAUGCUGAACGAACCCACCUCACCCACAUCUUCUACACCUUCAUCUCCACCUUACUAUGUUCUCCCAUCUGACUCAGAACCUUCUGACCCUCAAUCCCCUAGACUAGCCCAACUUCAAGCACAUACUCUUGCCUCACAGCAACAACCACAACCUGAACCAGAAGCCACCACUCCACCACCUGAACAACAAACUCCACCACCAUCUCAACAACCUCAAACACCUCCUGAUCAACCAGAAAAUCCACCAUAUGAACAACCACAAACACCACCCUCUGAACAACCUCAAACACCUCCCUCUAAACAACAGCCAAGUCCACCACCUGAACAAACAAUACCACCACUGAUACCCCCACCAUACCACCCUUUGAGGACCUUAUCAUCCCUACCUCUCAAACUCCCGCUGACACCACCCAAACACCUCCAACAUCCCCAUCCCCCAACCAAGAACCAGAACCUGCCUUCCCCACCUUAG
Molecule: messenger RNA, 786 nt
Organism: Lathyrus oleraceus (garden pea)
Lineage: Eukaryota; Viridiplantae; Streptophyta; Magnoliopsida; Fabales; Fabaceae
Product: proline-rich receptor-like protein kinase PERK12
Exons: 1
Coding region: 1-786 (261 amino acids)
Source: RefSeq, a predicted model, not a curated record